Molecule: messenger RNA, 3837 nt
Organism: Rhagoletis zephyria (snowberry fruit fly)
Lineage: Eukaryota; Metazoa; Arthropoda; Insecta; Diptera; Tephritidae
Product: structural maintenance of chromosomes 3
Biological process (GO): chromosome organization
Cellular component (GO): chromosome
Molecular function (GO): protein binding; ATP binding; ATP hydrolysis activity
Source: RefSeq, a predicted model, not a curated record
UAUCAAGAUAAAAACUGUUGCAUGUGGAGACGGCAAGUUAUAGCGCUAUCGAUAGUUUGACAACUACAGUCCUUUUCUAAAUUGUUUAUUUCUUGGAUGGAAUGAAACCAAGCUUCCCUUCUACCUUUACAUCUACUUCUGAAACAACCAGCAUAUCGGGAAUUUUAUUUGAAUAAAUAAGGACUGGAAAUUUAGUUGGACUGUUUCACGUUGUGAUCGGGUAGAAAAUAUAAACAAAAAAAUGCAUAUCAAACAGAUUAUAAUCCAAGGUUUCAAAAGCUAUAAGGACCAAACUGUAGUUGAACCCUUUGACAAAAGGCACAAUGUUGUCGUGGGCAGGAACGGUUCAGGAAAGAGCAAUUUCUUCUAUGAUAGACAAGGAAGAAAUAUAUCUACGAAGAGUUAUUGGGUCCAAAAAAGAUCAAUACUUUUUAAACAAAAAAGUAGUUCCAAGAACUGAAGUUGUUAACUUGCUCGAAUCGGCUGGAUUUUCAAACUCUAAUCCGUACUAUAUUGUGAAGCAAGGAAAAAUCAAUCAAAUGGCUACAGCUGCAGAUUCUUACAGAUUAAAAUUAUUACGCGAAGUGGCUGGAACUCGCGUUUAUGAUGAGAGGAAAGAGGAAUCACUCAAUAUUUUACGUGAAACCGAAGGAAAACUCGAAAAGAUAUCGGAGUAUUUGAGAACUAUAGAAGAUCGUUUGAAAACUUUAGAAGAAGAAAAGGAAGAGCUUAAAGAAUAUCAAAAAUGGGAUAAAGCAAGGCGAAUGCUAGAGUACAUAAUACACGAAACUGAAUUAAAGGAGACCAAAAAAGCACUAGAUGAUUUGAAUGAACAGAAAAAAUCGUCUGUUGAUAAGAAAAAGGUCUACAAUUUAGAAAUCCAGAAGGCUCAAGAAAACAUAAAAGACGUGCAAAAACGACUAAAGGACGCUAAAAAAGAUGUUGUUUCAACGAAGGAGGAGCGGUCCGUACUGUUGACAGAGCAACAACAACUUUUGCGUGAAAAAACAAAGCUUGACCUCAUAAUAGUUGAUCUUAAUGAUGAAGUUCAAGGUGACAACAAAUCAAAGGAAAGGGCAGACCUUGAGUUAAAAAAAUUAAAAAUAACCAUUGCUGAAAAGGAAAGGGAGUUGGACGAAGUUAAACCAAAAUACGAAGCUAUGAAGCGCAAAGAAGAAGAAUGUUCACGAGAGCUCGCCUUGAAAGAACAAAAAAGGAAUGAGUUGUACGCGAAGCAGGGGCGAGGAUCGCAAUUUUCGUCACGUGAGGAAAGAGACAAAUGGAUACUAAAUGAAUUAAAGUCUCUAAGUAAACAAAUACGAGACAAAAUAAACCAUAACACAAAAUUAGUCGAAGAUUUGAAAAAGGAUAGUAACGCUGAAGCUGAUCUUAAUCGCAAAAUUGAAGAGCACUCGAACGAGCUAGAGCAGUUAAGGCUUCAAAUUGACGAGCACAAUAAAAAGUACUACGAAUUGAAGAAGACAAAAGACCAAUAUCAAGCAAUGAGAAAUGAAUUGUGGCGCAAGGAAACACAAAUGACACAGCAACUGCAAACGCACAAGGAGGAACUUUCGAAAACAGACCAGGCGCUUAGAAGUAUGGCUGGGAAGCCUAUAUUAAAUGGUCGAGAUUCCGUUCGCAAAGUUUUGGAUAAUUUUUUUGAGCGUGGCAGUCCUUUUGCGGAAAUAGCCAAAUCGUACUACGGCCCAGUUAUUGAAAACUUCAGUUGCGAUAAGACAAUAUAUACAGCUGUAGAAGUUACCGCUGGAAAUAGAUUAUUCCAUCAUAUUGUUGAGUCCGACAAAGUAGGCACGCAAAUUUUAAAAGAAAUGAAUAAACUUAAACUUCCAGGAGAAGUUACAUUUAUGCCCCUUAAUCGUUUACAGGUGAAGAUACAUGAUUACCCUGACGAUCCAGAUUCUAUUCCAAUGCUCUCAAAACUCAAAUAUGAUGAACAGCAUGACAAAGCAUUAAGGUAUAUAUUUGGGAAAACUCUGAUAUGUAGAAAUUUGGAAAGGGCGACAGAGUUGGCUAAAAGUACUGGGUUAGAUUGUGUUACUUUAGAUGGCGAUCAAGUGUCGUCGAAAGGGUCUUUAACAGGUGGCUAUUUCAAUACGUCUAGAUCACGACUAGAAAUACAAAAGAAACGUACUGAAUACACUCAGCAAAAUCGUGAUUUCGAAAAGGAGCUUGGCAAACUACGAAACGAGAUUAAACAAACCGAAAAUAGUAUUAAUUCAGUUGUUUCGGAUAUUCAGAAAACUGAAACAAAACAAGGAAAGACGAAAGACAUUUUUGAAAAACUUCAAGGAGAAAUUCGUCUAAUGAAAGAAGAAUUAUUAAGAAUUGAGAAAUAUAGAUCAACGAGGGAAAGAUCUGCUACUCAAUGCAAAGCAAGUUUAGAAGCGAUGAAUAGCACCAAGGCUGGAUUGGAAGCAGAGCUAAAUCAAGAAUUGUUAUCCAGUUUAUCGGUACAGGACCAACGAGAAAUAGAUCAGCUUAAUGAAGACAUAAGGAAGUUGAAUCAAGAGAACAAAGAAGCAUUCACUCAAAGAAUGCAAUUAGAAGUUGUAAAAAAUAAACUUGAUAAUCUCUUAACCAACAAUCUUUUUCGAAGGCGAGAUGAAUUGAUUACAGCGCUUCAAGAAAUAUCUGUCGAAGAUCGAAAACGUAAACUUUUGAAUUGUAAAAACGAUCUUAUAUCUACGGAAAAGAGAAUAAAAAAGGUCAAUCUUGAUUUGGAGGACAUUGAAAAAAGGGUUCAACAAGCAGUUCAUCUGCAAAAGACAUUACAGCAUGAAUUAGAGAACUGGAUGCGAAAAGAAAAAGAAGCAGAAGAAAAAAUUAAUGAAGACUCUAAAAAAGUGGAGAAAUGGGCAUCAAAAGAAAUUUUACUUAAUCAAAAACUGGACGAAUGUGCUGAAAAAAUUGCUAGCUUAGGUGCUCUACCACAGGUUGAUGGAGUUUAUAGUAAAAUGUCAUUAAAAUCACUUUUUAAGGAGCUUGAAAAAGCGAAUCAACAUCUUAAAAAGUAUAAUCACGUAAACAAGAAAGCUUUGGAUCAGUUUCUCAGUUUUUCUGAACAAAAAGAAAAGUUGUAUAAACGAAAAGAUGAAUUAGAUGUGGGAGAUCAAAAGAUUCGGGAACUAAUGAAGACUCUUGAAAUGCAAAAGGUUGAGGCCAUACAAUUUACUUUUAAGCAAGUUGCACAGAAUUUCACCAAAGUAUUUAAAAAACUUGUACCACAAGGUGCCGGCUAUUUAAUACUUAAAACAAAGGACAGUGAAGAUGAGAAAGAUGACAAAGAGGUGGCCAAUUCUGACGCGUUUACUGGAAUUGGUAUUCGCGUAUCCUUUACAGGAGUUGAUGCAGAAAUGCGAGAAAUGAAUCAGUUAUCUGGAGGCCAAAAAUCUUUGGUUGCGCUGGCAUUGAUUUUCGCAAUUCAAAAAUGUGAUCCAGCGCCCUUUUAUUUGUUCGAUGAAAUUGAUCAGGCGGACUGAAAUGAAUGAGGUAAACUCGAACUCUCUGCCCCCUCUCAUCCACACAAAGCCGGUUUUAGGCGGACUGCAGCGGUCCAGUGUGCGGAGGCCCAAUGACCUACAUACAUUCGACGCGGUUUUGAGUUGGUUUUGGUUGAAAUGGUUAACCCGCCGUCAACGAACAUAUUUUUUGUCACACCGUGAAUGAACUGGGUGUGUAACACCCGAAGAAAAAUAUAUGUGUAUAUAAAAAUACAACUACAGUUGAGCGAAUUUUUGUAUGUUGUUUAUUGUGUUGAUAAUAUUUGUGUUGAAAAAUAAAAAAUAAAAAAUAAAAAAGCGUAUUCAGUUAAUUUGA